AUGGCGAUUGAAACGAAUAAACUUUUGCUGUCGACACAGCAGGAAAAACCAAAUCAUUAUACAUAUUUAAAGGAAUUCCGUGUGGAACAGUGCCAGUCCUUUUUGCAACAUAAAUGCAAUCAGCAUCGACCCUUUGUUUGCUUCAAUUGGCAUUUCCAAAAUCAAAGGCGCCGACGACCGAUAAGAAAGCGGGACGGCACCUUCAACUAUAGUGCCGACAAUUAUUGCACAAAAUAUGAUGAAACUACGGGCAUAUGUCCAGAUGGUGACGAUUGUCCAUUUUUACAUCGCACAGCUGGUGAUACCGAGCGACGUUAUCAUUUGCGUUAUUAUAAGACAUGUAUGUGUGUCCACGAUACAGAUAGUCGUGGUUACUGCGUUAAAAAUGGCCAUCAUUGCGCAUUUGCCCAUGGUAACCAGGAUCAACGGCCACCGGUGUAUGAUAUAAAAGAACUGGAAGCUUUACAAAACGCCGAGUUAACAUUGGAUGGUGCCAACGCACAGAAUGCAUUAGACAAGGAACGUAAUCUUAUGAAUGAAGAUCCUAAAUGGCAGGAUACCAAUUAUGUGUUGGCCAAUUAUAAAACAGAACCCUGUAAGAGGCCACCACGUUUGUGCCGUCAGGGCUAUGCAUGUCCACAGUAUCAUAAUAGCAAGGAUAAGCGUCGUAGUCCACGCAAAGUUAAAUAUAGAUCCACACCAUGCCCCAAUGUCAAACAUGGCGAAGAAUGGGGUGAGCCGAGCAACUGUGAGGCUGGAGAUAAUUGCCAAUAUUGUCAUACUCGCACAGAACAGCAAUUUCAUCCGGAAAUUUACAAGUCAACAAAAUGCAACGAUGUCCAGCAGGCUGGCUAUUGUCCUCGCAGUGUUUUUUGUGCAUUUGCACAUGUAGAACCCUACAUUGUCACUGAGGAGAAGUCCCGCGACAUAGAUGCAAUUACCACAAAUUUAGCUUUAAGUGAUUUAAUAUCAAAUGCUUUGCCCGAUAUCAAACCUAAGGAUGCAACAAACAACAAAACAGGAUUAAUGACAAUUGGCGAAAAUGUAUGUAUUCCAUUCAAAUUGAAUAUAUAUUAUAUAUCUCUAUAUAAAUAUAUGCCUUGUAUCUAUAUAUUAUUAGUAAAACCAAAAAAGCAAAGCUAG
Messenger RNA from Musca vetustissima, 1143 nucleotides. RefSeq names its product RING finger protein unkempt-like. The record is from RefSeq and is a predicted model, not a curated record. The transcript has 5 exons. The coding region runs from base 1 to 1143 and encodes 380 amino acids. Gene Ontology annotation, molecular function: metal ion binding. Lineage: Eukaryota; Metazoa; Arthropoda; Insecta; Diptera; Muscidae.